CCAGCCUCGCUUCGCUGCAAAACAAUCAACAAACGCGCCGAUUUUCCCAAACAUGAUGUGUUGAUUUUUUGGGUUUGAUUCUGGCCUUCGGUCGGCUGCCAAUGGCAUAGUAGGCGCCCGCCCGCCAAUGAGUGCACAGUUUUUUGCCCGUUUGAGUGAAGCCUGGAUUUUCGGGAUUUUCUGAGCUUCAGAGCGACGAUGCCAGCCUACCGCUGUUUCCUCGGGGAGUUCGAGCGGCCCCUCUACUGGGGCAACCUGGCAGCGUUGCUGCUGCUCCACAUCCUGGCCGUCGGCUACUUCCUGUACAAGCUGGCAACGUUCGAUGCGCAACACGACCCGUUCCUGCUGGCAUACGCCGUGCUGGUGGGAAUUUUGGGCGGACUUGGCAUCACUGGCGGUGCGCACCGCUACUGGACGCAUCGCUGCUUCAAGGCCACCACGCCCGUCAAGCUGCUGUUCCUCGUGCUCUACUCCAUCUCUGGGCAGAAUAAUCUGCGCGAUUGGGUGCGCGACCAUCGCGUCCAUCACAAGUUCAGCGAGACUGACGCCGAUCCACACAAUGCGAAUCGGGGCUUUUGGUUCGCGCAUGUGGGCUGGCUGUGCAUGCGCAAGCACCCUCUAGUGGCCCAGAAAGGAAGGACUGUAGACGUGAGCGACAUCACGCAGGAUCCGCUGCUGGCGUUCCACGUGCGGCACUGGGCGUGGUUCAAGUUGGCGUUUUGCUUCGUCAUCCCCACCCUGAUUCCCCCACUUUUUUUCGGCCAGCCCGCCUCCACAACGUUCUGGUUGGUCUGCAUCGUGCGCUACGCCUCCAACCUGAACUUCACAUGGGCGGUGAACAGUUUUGCGCACAUUUGGGGCAACAAGCCCUACAACAGGACGAUCCAGCCGGUGGAGAACCCCUAUGUGUCGCUGGUGGCGCUGGGGGAGGGAUGGCACAACUACCACCACUCUUUUCCCUGGGAUUAUCGGGCGGCCGAGCUGGGGAGGGGAUUGAACCUGACCACGAUGUGUCUGGAUCUGUUGGCGAGGGCGGGGCUUAUCUACGACCUGAAGGCCACGCCCCCCCGCAUGGUGCAGCAGCUGGCCAAGCGCAGGGGCGACGGCUCGGGGCGACCGCCUGCCGCCCUUUUUUGCGAAUAGGAAAUACACUGUUGUGAACGA
Messenger RNA from Dendroctonus ponderosae (mountain pine beetle), 1164 nucleotides. RefSeq names its product acyl-CoA Delta-9 desaturase. The coding region runs from base 199 to 1143 and encodes 314 amino acids. NCBI's taxonomy places the organism in Eukaryota, Metazoa, Arthropoda, Insecta, Coleoptera, Curculionidae. The transcript has 6 exons. Gene Ontology annotation, molecular function: iron ion binding; stearoyl-CoA 9-desaturase activity. Gene Ontology annotation, cellular component: endoplasmic reticulum membrane. The record is from RefSeq and is a predicted model, not a curated record. Gene Ontology annotation, biological process: unsaturated fatty acid biosynthetic process.